This is a messenger RNA of Fraxinus pennsylvanica, 963 nucleotides long. NCBI's taxonomy places the organism in Eukaryota, Viridiplantae, Streptophyta, Magnoliopsida, Lamiales, Oleaceae. The record is from the annotation of a GenBank genome assembly.
AUGGAACAGGUGUCGGUGCCUGAACGAAGUGAUUACGUGGACGACCCUGUAGAUGAAAACGCUCUCUCUGGCCAAACGACCGCGAACUCCUGUCAGAUAAGGAAAGCUCUAUCCAUUUCAAUUUUCAAGAGACACGUACACGUAUAUUCCUUACAACACUCGAAGAACAACAAUGAUUUAGCGUUCUUCACGUACGAUGAGAAGAAGAAACUCGGGUAUGGUACUCAGAAAGAAAGACUCGGCAAGGACUCGAUAAAACCAUUCGAUGCUUGCAGUCUGUGCUUGAAGCCAUUUAUUGAUCCCUUGUCUUGCCAAAAAGGCCACGUCUUCUGCAAAGAAUGCAUUCUCGAAUGUCUUUUGGCCCAAAAGAAAGAUAUUCAAAGAAAGAUAGCAGCCCAUGCUGCUCAGCAGAAGCAGGAAAAAGAAGAGGAAGAAGAGAAGUUGAUGUUGGAGAAAGCCCGAGAUCUCGAUGCAUUUGAUCAACAGAACCAUGGGGCAGUACAACAGUACAAUGAUAAGAACUUCAACAGGGACAAAAAUGGUUUCCAUGGGGCUAACAGUGUGAAGGCCACAUCAUAUGAAGAAGAAGCACUCCGCACAAUGAAAGCAUUUUGGCUGCCAUCUGCGACUCCAGAAGCUCCUGCAAAAGUAGAGGUCCCAUCAACUGACACAAUCUGUCCAGAAGGAAAAGAAAAACUCCGAAUGAAGACACUUUUCCCUAUCUACCUCACAGAAGAUGCCAGCGCACAGAAGAAAUCUAGUUCUCUUGAUAAGAGCUACAUCUGUCCUAGCUGCAAGGUUUGCCUAGUCUGCGACAAGCCAUGCAAGGAGAGGAAUCUGGUCAAGUUGGAAAAGGGAGGAACUGGUUUUGCAGCCCAUGGAGAUCAUCUUGAAGCAACUGACUUUAAGCAUUUAGGAAGCGGUUCAGGGCUGGGGCUUGUAAGACCUGCAAUGAAGACUUGA